AUGGCUGGAGUUGCUGAUUCGAGUUACUGUUCUCUCCCCAUGUCUAAAUUUUCAUCUUCAAGUACUCCUGAGAAAGUGACAUUCAAUCUUCGUCCGUGCUCGUUUGUAGAAAUGGUUGGUGUGUAUGUGGGUUGUGUUAAAUAUUUUCCCACCUGUUCUUUUGCAAGGAGUUUUCAAGAUAACAAGAAGUACAAAAAUUUAAUAAUAGCUGCGAGUUCUUCUCAGCAAACUGUUCAUGUUCAAGGAGAUAAUCAGGUAAGCUUGGAGUUCAAACGUUUAUCCAGAGUAGGGGAAGUGAAUGCAGCUCUUCAAGUAAUGGAUAAAAUGGAGAAGAACCGAGUUUUCUUGGGUUCCGUCGAUAUCGUUGAACUGCUGAAGUGUUGUAUUGAUUUGAAGUUGUUGGAAGCUGGGAAAAGGUUCAUGAGUAUGUUCUGCGGUCUCAGUCAGAACCCAGUACGGUUGUGUUUAAUAAACUGGUGGAGAUGUACUGUGGAUUGGCCGAAAAUGGCGAAGGAAAAGAUCUUUGUCCAGAUGAAAGAAGCCGGAGUGAGGCCCAAUGGGUCUACUUUUGAUGGUGUUAUUGAGGCUUGUAUGGUUGAUCUUCUUGGAAGGUCACAGAAGAUUGCUGAGGCUAAAGAGAUCACCGAGAACAUGCCAAUUGAACCAAGCUCUGUGGUGAGGGAGACACUAGAAAAAUACACCAAAAGUGGACCUACAGAGCGGCCUGGUGAAUUGGGUUCAUUUGUAUCACCUUCAGGCUUGAGACUUAGCAAUAAGAAAAAGGUUAAGGGAAAGUCUAAUUUCAAACCAGAUGAAGGGGAGUCCAGAGAGAAGCAAGGCCUACGAAAAGUUGAGGUAGUUGGUAAGGAGGUGAGGGAAGCUGGCUAUGUGCCAGACACAAAGUAUGUACUUCAUGAUCGAUCUCGACUGAGAAGCAAAAGAGAAGGCAUUGAUGUAUCACAGUGA
Molecule: messenger RNA, 966 nt
Organism: Mangifera indica (mango)
Lineage: Eukaryota; Viridiplantae; Streptophyta; Magnoliopsida; Sapindales; Anacardiaceae
Product: pentatricopeptide repeat-containing protein At5g50990-like
Exons: 3
Coding region: 1-966 (321 amino acids)
Biological process (GO): RNA modification
Molecular function (GO): RNA binding; protein binding
Source: RefSeq, a predicted model, not a curated record